AUGGACGUGGACAUGGACGUGGACAUGGACAUGGACGUGGACAUGGAAGUGGACGUGGACGUGGACAUAGAGGUGGUCGUGGUCGUGGACGUGGACAUGGUCGUGGACGUGGACAUGGACGUGGACAUGGUCGUGGACGUGGACAUGGACGUGGACAUGGUCGUGGACAUGGACGUGGACGUGGACGUGAACGUCGACAUGGACGUGGACAUGGACGUGGACAUGGACGUAGACGUGGACAUGGACGUGGACAUGGACGUGGACGUGGACAUGGACAUGGACGUGGACAUGGACGUGGACAUGGACGUGGACGUGGACGUGGACGUGGACGUGGACAUGGAUAUGGACGUGGACAUGGACGUGGACAUGGACAUGGACAUGGACAUGGACGUGGACAUGGACGUGGACAUGGACGUGGACAUGGACGUGGACAUGGACGUGGACAUGGACGUGGACAUGGACGUGGACAUGGACGUGGACAUGGACGUGGACAUGGACGUGGACGUGGACGUGGACGUGGACGUGGACAUGGACGUGGACAUGGACGUGGACGUGGACGUGGACGUGGACGUGGACAUGGACGUGGACGUGGACAUGGAGGUGGACGUGGACGUGGACGUGGACAUGGACGUGGACGUGGACAUGGACGUGGACAUGGACGUGGACAUGGACGUGGACGUGGACGUGGACAUGGACAUGGACAUGGACAUGGACGUGGACAUGGACGUGGACAUGGACGUGGACAUGGACGUGGACAUGGACGUGGACAUGGACGUGGACAUGGACGUGGACAUGGACGUGGACAUGGACGUGGACAUGGACGUGGACGUGGACGUGGACAUGGACGUGGACGUGGACAUGGACGUGGACAUGGACGUGGACAUGGACGUGGACGUGGACGUGGACAUGGACGUGGACGUGGACAUGGACAUGGACAUGGACGUGGACAUGGACAUGGACGUGGACAUGGACGUGGACAUGGACGUGGACAUGGACAUGGACAUGGACGUGGACGUGGACGUGGACGUGGACGUGGACGUGGACAUGGACAUGGACGUGGACAUGGACAUGGACAUGGACAUGGACAUGGAUAUGGACGUGGACAUGGACGUGGACAUGGACGUGGACAUGGACGUGGACGUGGACAUGGACGUGGACGUGGACGUGGACAUGGACGUGGACGUGGACAUGGACGUGGACAUGGACGUGGACGUGGACGUGGACAUGGACGUGGACGUGGACGUGGACAUGGACGUGGACGUGGACAUGGACGUGGACAUGGACGUGGACAUGGACGUGGACAUGGACAUGGACGUGGACAUGGACGUGGACGUGGACGUGGACGUGGACAUAGAGGUGGUCGUGGUCGUGGAUGUGGACAUGGUCGUGGACGUGGACAUGGACGUGGACAUGGUCGUGGACGUGGACAUGGACGUGGACAUGGUCGUGGACAUGGACGUGGACGUGGACGUGAACAUGGACAUGGACGUGGACAUGGACGUGGACGUGGACGUGGACGUGGACAUGGACGUGGACAUGGACGUGGACGUGGACGUGGACUUGGACAUGGACGUGGACAUGGACGUGGACAUGGACGUGGACAUGGACGUGGACAUGGACGUGGACAUGGACGUGGACAUGGACGUGGACAUGGACGUGGACGUGGACGUGGACGUGGACAUGGACGUGGACAUGGACGUGGACAUGGACGUGGACAUGGACGUGGACAUGGACGUGGACAUGGACGUGGACAUGGACGUGGACAUGGACGUGGACAUGGACGUGGACAUGGACGUGGACAUGGACGUGGACAUGGACGUGGACGUGGACAUGGACGUGGACAUGGACGUGGACAUGGACGUGGACGUGGACGUGAACGUGGACAUGGACGUGGACAUGGACGUGGACAUGGACGUGGACGUGGACGUGGACGUGGACAUGGCGGACGUGGACAUGGACGUGGACAUGGACGUGGACAUGGACGUGGACAUGGACGUGGACAUGGACGUGGACAUGGACGUGGACAUGGACGUGGACAUGGACGUGGACAUGGACGUGGACAUGGACGUGGACAUGGACGUGGACAGGGACGUGGACAUGGACGUGGACGUGGACGUGGACAUGGACGUGGACGUGGACAUGGACGUGGACAUGGACGUGGACAUGGACGUGGACGUGGACGUGGACAUGGACGUGGACAUGGACAUGGACAUGGACGUGGACAUGGACAUGGACGUGGACAUGGACAUGGACAUGGACGUGGACAUGGACAUGGAUAUGGACGUGGACGUGGACGUGGACGUGGACGUGGACAUGGAUAUGGACGUGGACAUGGACGUGGACAUGGACAUGGACGUGGACAUGGACGUGGACAUGGACGUGGACAUGGACAUGGACGUGGACAUGGACGUGGACGUGGACGUGGACGUGGACGUGGACGUGGACAUGGACGUGGACGUGGACAUGGACGUGGACAUGGACGUGGACGUGGACAUGGACGUGGACGUGGACGUGGACAUGGACGUGGACAUGGACGUGGACAUGGACGUGGACAUGGACGUGGACAUGGACAUGGACGUGGACAUGGACGUGGAUGUGGACGUGGACGUGGACAUAGAGGUGGUCGUGGUCGUGGAUGUGGACAUGGUCGUGGACGUGGACAUGGACGUGGACAUGGUCGUGGACGUGGACAUGGACGUGGACAUGGUCGUGGACAUGGACGUGGACGUGGACGUGAACCUGGACAUGGACGUGGACAUGGACGUGGACAUGGACGUGGACGUGGACAUGGACGUGGACAUGGACGUGGACGUGGACGUGGACUUGGACAUGGACGUGGACAUGGACGUGGACAUGGACGUGGACAUGGACGUGGACAUGGACGUGGACAUGGACGUGGACAUGGACGUGGACAUGGACGUGGACAUGGACGUGGACGUGGACGUGGACGUGGACAUGGACGUGGACAUGGACGUGGACAUGGACGUGGACAUGGACGUGGACAUGGACGUGGACAUGGACGUGGACAUGGACGUGGACAUGGACGUGGACAUGGACGUGGACAUGGACGUGGACAUGGACGUGGACAUGGACGUGGACGUGGACGUGGACGUGGACGUGGACCUGGACGUGGACGUGGACGUGGACAUGGACGUGGACGUGGACGUGGACGUGGACGUGGACAUGGACGUGGACAUGGACGUGGACAUGGACGUGGACGUGGACAUGGACAUGGACGUGGACAUGGACGUGGACAUGGACGUGGACGUGGACGUGGACGUGGACAUGGACGUGGACAUGGACGUGGACAUGGACGUGGACAUGGACGUGGACAUGGACGUGGACAUGGACGUGGACAUGGACGUGGACAUGGACGUGGACAUGGACGUGGACAUGGACGUGGACAUGGACGUGGACAUGGACGUGGACAUGGACGUGGACAUGGACGUGGACGUGGACGUGGACGUGGACGUGGACCUGGACGUGGACGUGGACGUGGACAUGGACGUGGACGUGGACGUGGACGUGGACGUGGACAUGGACGUGGACAUGGACGUGGACAUGGACGUGGACAUGGACGUGGACGUGGACGUGGACGUGGACAUGGACGUGGACAUGGACGUGGACAUGGACAUGGACAUGGACGUGGACAUGGACGUGGACAUGGACGUGGACAUGGACGUGGACAUGGACGUGGACAUGGACGUGGACAUGGACGUGGACAUGGACGUGGACAUGGACGUGGACGUGGACGUGGACAUGGACGUGGACAUGGACAUGGACGUGGACAUGGACGUGGACAUGGACGUGGACGUGGACAUGGACAUGGACGUGGACGUGGACGUGGACAUGGACAUGGACGUGGACAUGGACGUGGACAUGGACGUGGACAUGGACAUGGACAUGGACAUGGACGUGGACAUGGACGUGGACGUGGACAUAGAGGUGGUCGUGGUCGUGGACGUGGACAUGGUCGUGGACGUGGACAUGGACGUGGACAUGGUCGUGGACGUGGACAUGGACGUGGACAUGGUCGUGGACAUGGACAUGGACGUGGACGUGAACGUGGACAUGGACGUGGACAUGGACGUGGACAUGGACGUGGACAUGGACAUGGACGUGGACAUGGACGUGGACGUGGACGUGGACAUGGACGUGGACAUGGACGUGGACAUGGACGUGGACAUGGACGUGGACAUGGACGUGGACAUGGACGUGGACAUGGACGUGGACGUGGACGUGGACAUGGACAUGGACAUGGACGUGGACAUGGACGUGGACAUGGACGUGGACGUGGACGUGGACGUGGACAUGGACGUGGACAUGGACGUGGACAUGGACAUGGACGUGGACAUGGACGUGGACGUGGACGUGGACAUGGACGUGGACGUGGACAUGGACGUGGACAUGGACGUGGACGUGGACAUGGACGUGGACAUGGACGUGGACAUGGACGUGGACAUGGACGUGAACGUGGACAUGGACGUGGACAUGGACGUGGACGUGGACAUGGACGUGGACGUGGACAUGGACAUGGACGUGGACAUGGACGUGGACGUGGACGUGGACGUGGACAUGGACGUGGACAUGGACGUGGACAUGGACAUGGACAUGGACGUGGACAUGGACGUGGACAUGGACGUGGACAUGGACGUGGACAUGGACGUGGACAUGGACGUGGACAUGGACGUGGACAUGGACGUGGACAUGGACGUGGACAUGGACGUGGACAUGGACGUGGACGUGGACGUGGACAUGGACGUGGACAUGGACGUGGACAUGGACGUGGACAUGGACGUGGACGUGGACGUGGACAUGGACGUGGACGUGGACAUGGACAUGGACAUGGACGUGGACAUGGACAUGGACGUGGACAUGGACAUGGACAUGGACGUGGACGUGGACGUGGACGUGGACAUGGACAUGGACGUGGACAUGGACGUGGACAUGGACAUGGACAUGGACAUGGACGUGGACAUGGACGUGGACAUGGACGUGGACAUGGACGUGGACGUGGACAUGGACGUGGAAGUGGACGUGGACGUGGACGUGGACAUGGACGUGGACGUGGACAUGGACGUGGACAUGGACGUGGACGUGGACGUGGACAUGGACGUGGACGUGGACGUGGACAUGGACGUGGACGUGGACAUGGACGUGGACAUGGACAUGGACGUGGACAUGGACGUGGACGUGGACGUGGACGUGGACAUGGACGUGGACGUGGACGUGGAUGUGGACAUGGACGUGGACGUGGACAUGGACGUGGACAUGGUCGUGGACGUGGACAUGGACGUGGACAUGGACGUGGACAUGGACGUGGACGUGGACGUGGACGUGAACGUGGACAUGGACGUGGACAUGGACGUGGACAUGGACGUGGACGUGGACAUGGACGUGGACAUGGACGUGGACGUGGACGUGGACGUGGACAUGGACGUGGACAUGGACGUGGACAUGGACGUGGACAUGGACGUGGACAUGGACGUGGACAUGGACGUGGACAUGGACGUGGACGUGGACGUGGACGUGGACAUGGACGUGGACGUGGACAUGGACGUGGACAUGGACGUGGACAUGGACGUGGACAUGGACGUGGACAUGGACGUGGACAUGGACGUGGACAUGGACGUGGACAUGGACGUGGACAUGGACGUGGACAUGGACGUGGACAUGGACGUGGACGUGGACGUGGACGUGGACAUGGACGUGGACGUGGACGUGGACAUGGACGUGGACGUGGACGUGGACAUGGACGUGGACGUGGACAUGGACGUGGACAUGGACGUGGACAUGGACGUGGACGUGGACAUGGACAUGGACGUGGACAUGGACGUGGACGUGGACGUGGACAUGGACGUGGACAUGGACGUGGACAUGGACGUGGACAUGGACGUGGACAUGGACGUGGACAUGGACGUGGACAUGGACGUGGACAUGGACGUGGACAUGGACGUGGACAUGGACGUGGACGUGGACGUGGACAUGGACGUGGACGUGGACGUGGACAUGGACGUGGACGUGGACGUGGACGUGGACGUGGACGUGGACAUGGACGUGGACGUGGACAUGGACGUGGACGUGGACGUGGACAUGGACGUGGACGUGGACGUGGACAUGGACGUGGACGUGGACAUGGACGUGGACAUGGACGUGGACAUGGACGUGGACAUGGACAUGGACGUGGACAUGGACGUGGACGUGGACGUGGACAUGGAGGUGGUCGUGGACGUGGACGUGGACAUGGUCGUGGACGUGGACAUGGACGUGGACAUGGACGUGGACGUGGACAUGGACAUGGACAUGGACGUGGACAUGGACGUGGACGUGGACGUGAACGUGGACAUGGACGUGGACAUGGACGUGGACAUGGACGUGGACAUGGACGUGGACAUGGACAUGGACGUGGACAUGGACGUGGACGUGGACGUGGACGUGGACAUGGACGUGGACAUGGACGUGGACAUGGACGUGGACAUGGACGUGGACAUGGACGUGGACGUGGACGUGGACAUGGACGUGGACAUGGACGUGGACGUGGACAUGGACGUGGACAUGGACGUGGACAUGGACGUGGACAUGGACGUGGACAUGGACGUGGACAUGGACGUGGACAUGGACGUGGACAUGGACGUGGACAUGGACGUGGACAUGGACGUGGACAUGGACGUGGACAUGGACGUGGACAUGGACGUGGACAUGGACGUGGACAUGGACGUGGACAUGGACGUGGACAUGGACGUGGACAUGGACGUGGACAUGGACGUGGACGUGGACGUGGACGUGGACAUGGACGUGGACAUGGACGUGGACGUGGACGUGGACGUGGACGUGGACAUGGACAUGGACAUGGACAUGGACGUGGACGUGGACGUGGACGUGGACGUGGACAUGGACGUGGACGUGGACAUGGACGUGGACAUGGACGUGGACAUGGACGUGGACAUGGACAUGGACGUGGACGUGGACGUGGACGUGGACAUGGAGGUGGACGUGGACGUGGACGUGGACGUGGACAUGGACGUGGACGUGGACAUGGACGUGGACAUGGACGUGGACAUGGACGUGGACAUGGACAUGGACGUGGACGUGGACGUGGACAUGGACGUGGACAUGGACGUGGACAUGGACGUGGACAUGGACAUGGACAUGGACGUGGACAUGGACAUGGACGUGGACAUGGACGUGGACGUGGACGUGGACAUGGACGUGGACGUGGACGUGGACAUGGACGUGGACGUGGACGUGGACAUGGACAUGGACGUGGACGUGGACGUGGACAUGGACGUGGACAUGGACGUGGACGUGGACGUGGACAUGGACGUGGACGUGGACAUGGACGUGGACGUGGACAUGGACGUGGACAUGGACGUGGACGUGGACGUGGACAUGGACGUGGACGUGGACAUGGACGUGGACAUGGACGUGGACAUGGACGUGGACAUGGACGUGGACGUGGACAUGGACGUGGACAUGGUCAUGGACAUGGACAUGGACGUGGACAUGGACAUGGACGUGGACAUGGACGUGGACAUGGACAUGGACGUGGAUGUGGACAUGGACAUGGACGUGGACGUGGACGUGGACAUGGACGUGGACAUGGACGUGGACGUGGACAUGGACGUGGACAUGGACGUGGACGUGGACAUGGACGUGGACAUGGACGUGGACAUGGACGUGGACGUGGACGACGUGGACAUAGAGGUGGUCGUGGACGUGGACGUGGACAUGGUCGUGGACGUGGACAUGGACGUGGACAUGGACGUGGACGUGGACAUGGACGUGGACAUGGACGUGGACAUGGACGUGGACGUGGACGUGAACGUGGACAUGGACGUGGACAUGGACGUGGACAUGGACGUGGACAUGGACGUGGACAUGGACAUGGACGUGGACAUGGACGUGGACGUGGACGUGGACGUGGACAUGGACGUGGACAUGGACGUGGACAUGGACGUGGACAUGGACGUGGACAUGGACGUGGACAUGGACGUGGACAUGGACGUGGACGUGGACGUGGACAUGGACGUGGACGUGGACGUGGACGUGGAGAUGGACGUGGACAUGGACGUGGACAUGGACGUGGACAUGGACGUGGACAUGGACGUGGACAUGGACGUGGACAUGGACGUGGACAUGGACAUGGACGUGGACAUGGACGUGGACAUGGACGUGGACAUGGACGUGGACAUGGACGUGGACAUGGACGUGGACAUGGACGUGGACAUGGACGUGGACAUGGACGUGGACAUGGACGUGGACAUGGACGUGGACAUGGACGUGGACAUGGACGUGGACGUGGACGUGGACGUGGACGUGGACAUGGAUGUGGACGUGGACAUGGACAUGGACAUGGACGUGGACGUGGACGUGGACAUGGACGUGGACGUGGACGUGGACAUGGACGUGGACGUGGACAUGGACGUGGACAUGGACGUGGACAUGGACGUGGACAUGGACAUGGACGUGGACAUGGACGUGGACGUGGACGUGGACGUGGACAUGGAGGUGGACGUGGACGUGGACGUGGACGUGGACAUGGUUGUGGACGUGGACAUGGACGUGGACAUGGACGUGGACAUGGACGUGGACAUGGACGUGGACGUGGACGUGGACAUGGACGUGGACGUGGACGUGGACAUGGACGUGGACAUGGACGUGGACAUGGACGUGGACAUGGACAUGGACAUGGACAUGGACAUGGACAUGGACGUGGACAUGGACGUGGACGUGGACGUGGAUGUGGACAUGGACGUGGACGUGGACGUGGACAUGGACGUGGACGUGGACGUGGACAUGGACAUGGACGUGGACGUGGACGUGGACAUGGACGUGGACAUGGACGUGGACGUGGACGUGGACAUGGACGUGGACGUGGACAUGGACGUGGACGUGGACAUGGACGUGGACAUGGACGUGGACGUGGACGUGGACAUGGACGUGGACGUGGACGUGGACAUGGACGUGGACAUGGACGUGGACAUGGACGUGGACAUGGACGUGGACGUGGACGUGGACGUGGACAUGGACGUGGACGUGGACGUGGACGUGGACAUGGACGUGGACGUGGACGUGGACAUGGACGUGGACGUGGACAUGGACGUGGACAUGGACGUGGACAUGGACGUGGACAUGGACGUGGACAUGGACGUGGACAUGGACGUGGACAUGGACGUGGACAUGGACGUGGACAUGGACGUGGACGUGGACGUGGACGUGGACGUGGACAUGGACGUGGACAUGGACGUGGACAUGGACGUGGACGUGGACGUGGACGUGGACGUGGACAUGGACGUGGACAUGGACGUGGACAUGGACGUGGACAUGGACGUGGACAUGGACGUGGACGUGGACGUGGACAUGGACGUGGACGUGGAUGUGGACAUGGACGUGGACAUGGACGUGGACGUGGACAUGGACGUGGACGUGGACGUGGACAUGGACGUGGACAUGGACAUGGACAUGGACGUGGAUGUGGACGUGGACAUGGACGUGGACAUGGACGUGGACAUGGACGUGGACGUGGACGUGGACGUGGACAUGGACGUGGACAUGGACGUGGACAUGGACGUGGACAUGGACGUGGACAUGGACGUGGACGUGGACGUGGACGUGGACAUGGACGUGGACAUGGACGUGGACAUGGACGUGGACAUGGACGUGGACAUGGACGUGGACAUGGACGUGGACGUGGACGUGGACAUGGACGUGGACAUGGACGUGGACAUGGACGUGGACAUGGACGUGGACAUGGACGUGGACAUGGACGUGGACAUGGACGUGGACAUGGACGUGGACAUGGACGUGGACAUGGACGUGGACAUGGACGUGGACAUGGACGUGGACAUGGACGUGGACGUGGACGUGGACGUGGACGUGGACAUGGACGUGGACAUGGACGUGGACGUGGACAUGGACGUGGACGUGGACGUGGACGUGGACAUGGACGUGGACGUGGACGUGGACAUGGACGUGGACGUGGACGUGGACAUGGACAUGGACGUGGACGUGGACGUGGACAUGGACGUGGACAUGGACGUGGACGUGGACGUGGACAUGGACGUGGACGUGGACAUGGACGUGGACGUGGACAUGGACAUGGACGUGGACGUGGACGUGGACAUGGACAUGGACAUUUCGUGGACAUGGACGUGGACGUGGACGUGA
Molecule: messenger RNA, 10167 nt
Organism: Closterium sp. NIES-65
Lineage: Eukaryota; Viridiplantae; Streptophyta; Zygnematophyceae; Desmidiales; Closteriaceae
Source: the annotation of a GenBank genome assembly